This is a messenger RNA of Amphibalanus amphitrite, 2297 nucleotides long. RefSeq names its product fringe glycosyltransferase-like. The record is from RefSeq and is a predicted model, not a curated record. Gene Ontology annotation, cellular component: membrane. The coding region runs from base 90 to 1169 and encodes 359 amino acids. Gene Ontology annotation, molecular function: O-fucosylpeptide 3-beta-N-acetylglucosaminyltransferase activity. Lineage: Eukaryota; Metazoa; Arthropoda; Thecostraca; Balanomorpha; Balanidae. Gene Ontology annotation, biological process: regulation of Notch signaling pathway. The transcript is spliced from 8 exons.
AGUUGCCUCACAGACGUCGAGCGGGAAGGUCGCGCGCGGGCGCUCCGUAGACCGGCGUCCGCUCUGAGACGAUCUGAGCUGGUGGCGUAAUGCCAGUCGCAGAGAUGCGUGAGACGCGCCGGCGUAUCCUGCAGGGAGUGUGUUCCUUGUGCGUGUGUGUUUAUCUCGGUGCAGUGAUUGGUCGAAGCGCUGCCCGAGUGGCUGAGACUGAGGUUGAGAGGGAGCCAUCAUGGCAGGAUCGUGCUCCGAUGUCGGUGGACUAUGGUGAAGAGACUGAACAGAGUCUGGAAACAGAGACUAGACCCAGUCCUCGGUUUGCGUAUCUCGUGGAGGCAGGUGCGACCACCACUCCGCCGCCGGAGCUUGUCGAGAAAACGGGACUCGAGGAUGUUUUCAUCAGUGUGAAGACGUCGGGCCAGUUCCAUGAGAGCAGGCUGAAGCCACUGCUGGACACCUGGGUUCCGCAUGUUCAGCAACAGACAUGGUUCUUUACCGACGUGGAUGACGCAGAGCUUCACCAGAAAACCGACGGUCACGUCAUCAACACCAACUGUUCAUCGUCUCACCGAAGAGAUGCACUCUGCUGCAAAAUGGCUGUUGAGUAUGAUACCUUCAUGGAUAGCGGCAAAAAGUGGUUCUGCCACUUUGAUGACGAUAACUACGUGAACACGGCUCGGUUGGCGGAGCUUCUAUCUGGAUACAGUCCUCAGGAGGACUGGUACCUGGGCAAGAACAGCAUCCGCACUCCGCUGCAGAUCAUGGACCGGGCGCACAAUGGGGACCGCGUCUCGUUUUGGUUCGGCACUGGCGGCGCCGGAUUCUGCAUCAGCAGGGCCCUGGCACUGAAGAUGUCGCCCUUUGCCAGCGGUGGCCGGUUCAUGCGGGUCGGAGAUAAGAUCCGUUUACCUGAUGACGUCACAAUGGGCUACAUUAUCGAGCACCUGCUGAAGACGCGUCUGACUGUAAUAGAUGAGUUUCACUCUCAUCUAGAGCAGAUGAAGUUUAUCCGGCCUACAGAGCUGGAUAAACAGAUCUCGUUCAGCUACUCCCAGUACGCUGAUGAGAUGAAUGUCGUCGAUCUGGACAUUCUCAGUGAAGAGAAGGACCCCACUAGGUUCUACUCACUUCACUGUCUACUACAUCCGAAGAAGGCGUUUUGCCCCCGCUGACGUCACCGCUCAGACCUGUGACGUCACUGGAGUCACAACAAGCAGGGCUUUCAGAACUUACCACUCGCGAUAGACAGUGCUGCCACCUACUGAGUGGCGAAUGAGCUUGGAGGAGACGAUGGUUCACCUACGAUAGUGCCUUUGGAUGGCCCUAGCUGUGCCAAUGGGCUUUGCUAGUGGAUGGUGAACCGCACUUUGGGUGCUUCUUGCUAGACUGGUCUGAAGCGGAGUCGCCCUAGGUUCCUGCGGGGUCGCCAAGGGUCUUACAAGGCCUUGUGGAGUGAUGUUGAGUACAGGGUAGGCACUAGGCAGGCAUAGACACAAUAAGGACAUGGGUGGUCGCCUAGACAUCCAGGUCCCCAUUUGUGAUCUCCAGCUGCAAAAGAGACAGUAUGGCCAUAUCCAUUUGUCAUAAUGCGUGUCGGGUAAGAGUUGAUGACUGUUUGUGCUCCGAGGAGGACAGAAGGCUCGAGCUUUUAGUUUAUGGUUUAAAGGGAAUAUUUCACACCCAUUUAGCCUCUUAAAUGCACUUGAUAAAAUUGUUCAAAUCGCACCAGAAUUGCAUUCGAUGUUUCAAAGUCGUUUGAUGCUUUGGAAUCGGUUCGUUCAAGCACGUUUGGUGUUGUGAUCUAUCCCCUUUAUACGAAUGCUUUGUACGUUGAUGGCUGUUCAGGUCGUGUUGAGAACCAUACAUUACGUUCCAUGUACUCGGUACUUUGUACCAAGGCUCUAUAGAACUUUGUACCGUACGUGUACCAUGUGCCUUGUACCGUGUGCAUUAUACCAUGUGCCUAGGACUGUGGAUCAUGGACUGUGGAUCGUAGAUUUCGGAUCAUGGAUCAUGAACUGUGAGUGAUUCCGUAUCAUUCUGUUCCGACGGCAGAAGACCUGGCUUUGCUGCUGCGGUGAAGCCAGCAUGAAAGGCAUAAGUGCUUAAGUUACGGCAGAACUCAGAGGUGAUGCUUAGCUGAUGUGCAAUAAGCGUAUGCCUUCUGAUCGUUCCGAGAGAGCUUCGGCCCACGCCACUGGGCUGGGAAUCAUUCGUAUGUCGUUGUGCUGCUGUGAUAGUGUAAUGGGUAUUGGGAGUCAUGAGAUAGAAAAUGCAUGUGACAAUACAACAUUGAACUG